Molecule: messenger RNA, 1122 nt
Organism: Strongyloides ratti
Lineage: Eukaryota; Metazoa; Nematoda; Chromadorea; Rhabditida; Strongyloididae
Product: Major intrinsic protein family and Aquaporin-like domain-containing protein
Exons: 4
Coding region: 1-1122 (373 amino acids)
Biological process (GO): water transport; glycerol transmembrane transport
Cellular component (GO): basolateral plasma membrane; plasma membrane
Molecular function (GO): water channel activity; glycerol channel activity
Source: RefSeq, a predicted model, not a curated record
AUGGCAAUUUCAUUAGAUGAAGGCAACAUCAAUUUAACUAAUCAGUUUACGGAAGACAUGGCAACUACUUCCUCUGAAAUAUCACAACCAACUAUUGUUAAUGUUAUACAAAAACCUUCUGUGAAUAUUAUUGAUAGAAUUAGAUAUAAAAUAGGAUUACGUAAUGAAUUAUAUCGUAAUUUAAUUGUCGAAUGUUUUUGUACUGGAUUUUUGUGUUUUGGAGGUUUUACCUCUAAUUGCCAAUAUGUAUUAAGUUAUUCACAAAAAAAUAACUAUUUAGCUGUUACAAUUGGAUGGUCAUUAUCAUUAAUGUUUGCCGUUUACAUGUCUUUUCGUACCUCUGGUGGACAUCUUAAUCCUGCUGUAUCAUUAUUUCAACUUACAAUGGGAAAUAUUAAUGCAUUAACAUUUAUCUUAUAUAGUAUUGCUCAAACUAUUGGUGCAUUUUUUGGAUCAUUAUUUGCUUAUAUUUUAUAUAUAGAUGCCAUUGAUAAUUAUGAUGGUGGUAAUAGAUUUGUAACUGGACCUAGAGCUACUGCUGGUAUAUUUGCUACAUACCCUCAACAUUAUUUAUCAAUUUUUGGUGGUAUUUUUGAUCAAGUACUAGGAACUGCUAUAUUAUGUUUUCUUAUUGGUACUAUUACUGAUAAAAGAAAUAGAAUUGGUUAUACAUUUCAACCACUUCUUAUUGCUUUAGUACUUUUAUUCAUUGGUCUUACAAUUGGUAUGAAUUCUGGUUAUGCUAUCAAUCCUGCAAGAGAUAUUGGACCUAGACUUUUUACACUUAUUGCUGGAUAUGGAUGGAGAGUUUUUUCAUAUAGAAAUUAUACCUGGUUUUGGAUUCCUAUUUUUGCACCACUUCUUGGUGGUGUUAUUGGAGCAUGGAUGUAUCAAUUAAUUAUUGGAAUUCACCUUCCAGAUAACACUUAUGAGGAUGAAGAAUUUUAUCGUUCAACACAUCCUGAAAAUCAACAUAUUAUGGCAAAUACAUAUGAAGUUAAAUCUGUUGAUGUUAGAAAUGUUAAUCCAAAUGGAAUGCAAAAAGGAUAUCCAUAUACAAAUACAUCUACUGAUCAAUCAUAUUAUACUGAAAGACCACAUCAAAGUCGAGAAUUUGUGUAA